AUGAGUGAAAAUACCAAUAUCUAUGGCUUCCAACCCAGUGUUGGAGCUGCAGUCGUGGCAGCCCUUCUAUUCGGAGGCAGCAGUCUGCUGCAUUGCUACCAGACCUGGAGACACCGAGGCCGCUUCUUUCUCGUCUUCAUCAUUGGCGCCAUCAUGAUGACUAUUGGAUAUAUCACCCGGUGCAUAUCCGCCGAGUCGCCGUCCCAGCUGGGCCCUUACAUCGUGCAAUACAUCUGCAUCCUCCUCCCUCCCUCUCUAUAUGCCGCCUCGAUCUAUAUGCUGUACGGUCGGAUUGUCCUCCUCGUGAGCCAGCCUCAGCUCUCUAUCAUUGCCCCAACCAAGGUCACCACAGUCUUUGUCUUGGGCGACACUCUCUCAUUCCUGACCCAGCUUGGCGGAGGUUCGAUGAUGUGCUCGGCUUCCACCGAAGAGACCGGUCAGAAAGUCCUGAUCGCAGGUCUGAUCAUUCAACUCCUCUCGUUCGGACUAUUCUUUGUUACUGCCAUAAUCUUCGAAAUGCGCUUGCGUAGAUUGAUGUUGUUUCGCAACCGAACGGCGUGGCGCACACUGCUCUACUUCUGCUUCGUGGCAGCUGCCCUGAUCAUCCUACGCUGUGUCUAUCGAGUGAUCGAAGCGACGCAAGGAUCAAGAGGGUUUUUGUCCACCCAUGAGGCCUAUAUCUAUUGUUUUGACGCGUUACCGAUGUUUCUUGUGCAGGGGAUAUUUCAUUUCUGUGCUCCUGGGAAGGCAUUGAGGACGGGCGGUGGGAGUGCGAAGGCCAGCUAUGAGAAUACGGAUGAGCUGAACUGA
Aspergillus homomorphus CBS 101889 is the source of this 810-nucleotide messenger RNA. Its product is annotated as RTA1 domain-containing protein. The record is from RefSeq and is a predicted model, not a curated record. The transcript is spliced from 2 exons. Lineage: Eukaryota; Fungi; Ascomycota; Eurotiomycetes; Eurotiales; Aspergillaceae. The coding region runs from base 1 to 810 and encodes 269 amino acids. Gene Ontology annotation, cellular component: membrane.